GUCAUUUUCCUACUCACCCUCUGACAUCAGCCACCUUCUCUGUAGCUACAGUUUCUCUUCACUCACAUUAAUCCCUGGCGAUGAAAAAUGAACCUCUCCCCCACCCGCGCUGCUGCCUUUCGCCUCACGCCCCCAGAGAAGCAUUUCUUCGUGAGGCAGACGGUGAAGGUUUUUUUCCAAGUCACAUGAUCCGGGAUGCAGGGGGAGAAUCCUUCUUGGAACAGAGAUGGGCCCAGAACCGAAUCAGAUGAGGAGAGAUAAGGUGUGAUGUGGGGAAGACUAUAUAAGAAUGGACCCAGGGCUGCAGCAAGCACUCAACCCACUGGCCCCUUCUCAAGACCCAGCCAUGCAUGUGCCCGCAGGCUCCGUCACCAGCCACUUGGGAACCACUAGCCGCGGUUAUUUCUAUUUCACCACGGCCUCACUGGCUCUGUGUCUCCUCUUUGCUGUGGCAACCAUUAUGGUGUUGGUAGUUCAGAAGACGGACUCCAUUCCCCACCCGCCGGGCAAAUUCCACCUUAAAGGAGGGAAUUGUUCAGAGGACAUCUCAUGUAUCCUGGAAAGGGCUCCAUUCAAGAAGUCAUGGGCCUACCUCCAAGUGUCAAAGCAUAUAAACAAAACCAAGUUGUCUUGGAACAAAGAUGGCAUUACCCAUGGAGUCAGAUAUCAGGAUGGGAAUCUGGUGAUCCAGUUCCCAGGUUGGUACUUCAUCAUUUGCCAACUGCAAUUUCUUGUGAAAUGCCCAGAACAUUCUGUCGACCUGAAGCUGGAGCUUCUCAUCAACAAAGAUGUCAAAAAACAGACACUGGUGACAGUGUGUGAGUCUGGAGUGCAAACCAAAAACAUAUACCAGAACCUCUCUCAGUUCUUGCUGGAGCACCUCCAGGUCAAUGCCACCAUAUCAGUCAAGGUGGAUAAAUUCCAGUAUGUGGAUACAAACACCUUUCCUCUUGAGAAUGUGUUGUCCAUCUUCUUAUACAGUAGUUCAGACUGAACCAUCCCUCCUGGCCUUCAGGAAGAAAGCAACUCUCUACCAUACAGCACUUCAUCCUUCCAGACAUUUGGGGAAAAAAGAACACUUUAGGCCAAGACUGAAACCACAAAGGGAAUUAAAUAGUACACUUCUCCUUCUGUUUCCUGGGAAGAUACAAUUCUGGGUUAAAAAGAGAGUUUUGAGUGAAGUAUCUUCCAGAUAGAAGGCAGGGACUCAAUGUGGUGUGGUGAACAAAGCCACACACGGCAAUCAGAAGGGAUGGGUUUAUGCCCAGCCCGAUCACUAACUCACUGUAUGACCUGAGCUAGUCCUUUCCUCUCCCUGGAACUCAGAUUCCACGUCAGAAAAAUCAAGGGGCUGAGUUUGAAUCUCUCCAAAGGCUCUUCCAUCUCAGAAGAUCAG
Balaenoptera musculus (blue whale) is the source of this 1396-nucleotide messenger RNA. RefSeq names its product TNF superfamily member 8 (gene TNFSF8). The record is from RefSeq and is a predicted model, not a curated record. The transcript has 4 exons. NCBI's taxonomy places the organism in Eukaryota, Metazoa, Chordata, Mammalia, Artiodactyla, Balaenopteridae. Gene Ontology annotation, molecular function: tumor necrosis factor receptor binding. Bases 290 to 994 code for a protein of 234 amino acids. Gene Ontology annotation, cellular component: membrane. Gene Ontology annotation, biological process: immune response; CD8-positive, alpha-beta T cell differentiation.